Notechis scutatus (mainland tiger snake) is the source of this 926-nucleotide messenger RNA. NCBI's taxonomy places the organism in Eukaryota, Metazoa, Chordata, Lepidosauria, Squamata, Elapidae. The record is from RefSeq and is a predicted model, not a curated record.
ACUCAUCCACAAAAGAGGCACUCAAAUACAUUUUCAAGGAUCUUUCAGCUAAACUGGCUUCUGACGUGCUGGUAUUCAGGAUUUGUCAUAGCUCAGUAUAUUUGUGGCCAAACAGUGGGAUGAAUUCCAUGGCAACUGAGCUUUCAGAUGACUCUGCCUGCAAGGAGAUACUACAGUUUAUUCAAUUUGAACAAGAGGGCACCAAGCAGAGAUUUUCAAAAAAGAAAGAUAAAAAGUUACGAGAGAUGCCAUCAAUAGUAAAUAUUGAUCUCAUGUUGGAAAUUACAACCUCAUUAGAGCCUUUGGCUCCAGUAAUUGAAAAAGAAAGCAAAGAGCAUCACUACAUUAGCAUGACAUUACCAGUUGACGUUGUGGUCUCUAUUUCUCCUGAAGAAACAUGGCGCAAUGUAAGAAGCCUCCUAGUGAAUGCAAUUCACACACAGCUAGCAGAUAUGGAAAGAUGCAUUUUGCAACAUAUGAGAGGAACAUCCGUUGUGGUGCCCGAACAAUUUCAUUUCAUGUUACCAGGAAAAAAGCAUCUAGUAACAGUUUCGUUUCCUACAGGCAUUUCUGAUGAUCAGCUGGAGACUUACCGAAAGGAAUUACACGGGCAAUUUAAUCUACCGCUUGAUAGGCCUUAUUUCCGAAGAGCUAAUGCCUAUCACUUUCCUGAUGAAUCUUUUAAAGAUGGUUAUCUCAGAAACCCACAUCUACAUCUCAAUCCACCUGGAAUAGAGUCUGGUAUGGUGUAUUUAGUGUAUGGCACAUAUAGCUAUCAUCAUUACAUGCAAGAUUGUAUUGAUGAUAAUGGAUGGGGCUGUGCUUAUCGAUCUCUACAGACUAUAUGUUCCUGGUUCAAGCAUCAGGGGUACGCAGACAGAGGAAUCCCUACACACAAGGAGAUACAACAGGUAUAGAUGUUUUUU